GUUAAGUAAUUGAUGCGCAUGCGCAAUAGGAAUAACGUAGAAUUGCUUUUAUAGUAAACUGUUCAGAACCACAACAAAUCACCCAAAUGUCACUCGCUGUGAAGAAUGCGAUGUUUUCCAUAGAAUCUACAUGUGUGAUAUGACGAUGAAAAAGUCAAACAUAAAGGCUAUAAAAGUAGCUUCGCAAACACAUCAUACUGAAAGUUCAACACAAGGUGAGACAUCUAAUAGAUUUGGCGUUGAAACAGAAAAUCACACACCUACGAUUAAAGCUAGAUCUACAUUGCCUACAAAUAAGCGAGGGCAUUAUCAUCUUCAAAUUCACCAUAAUUUGCAGUCUUCAUAUCAGAAUAUAUACCCAUGUAGCCCAGAUAAUUCUCAAAAUACUGAAUUAACUAACCAUGCUCGAACUCGCCUUAGGAAUGAACAUCAGUCCUUUUUGUAUCCUAACAAUUCAGUUAGCAAUCUAAUUACAGAAGAGUGCAGUCAGAGAAAAAGGGAAAAGAUGGGACUCUUUCGGAAUUUGAGACGUAAAUUCUCUUCUCUUUCAAUACGGAAAUCAGAAGGAGCAGAUUACAAUGGACAUGCCAGCGAAAGUCAAUCUCCAAAUAUUACAUGCUGUAGACUAAAAGAUAAAAAUGUGCACUCUUGUAAUAUUGAAUCUUGUUCAAGCUCUGUCUCGUUAAGCUGUGAUAGCUUGAACUCCCCUUUAAAAACCUAUAUGUCUCCUAAACUGAAUGAAUGGCAUUCAAAUACAGAUCAUCACGACAUGGAUAUGCCUAAAGAUAAACCAGGCUGCUUAUCAAAAGACAUAUCUAGGUUUAAUCCAGCUUCUUCUCACUGUGAUGACUGCUCUUCUGAAGAAACUGUCUCUGAUGGCGUUGAAGUAACAAUAAACACUAACAAAAAUGUGCAUUCAGAGCCUGUUUACGAGUUAGCAGAUUGUGUAGAUUAUGAUCCUAUUAAAGAUCAGCAAAAAAUUUGGAGUCCUAAGGUUUGGAGUUUAACACAGGAAUUAUUUCGAUUAUCUAAAUUUGGGUGGUACUGGGGGCCUAUAACACGGAAUGAAGCUGAAGAUAAAUUGACCAACCAACCUGAUGGUGCUUUUCUUGUUCGGGACAGUUCUGAUGAACGAUAUCUCCUCAGCCUCUCAUUUCGCUCAUACGGACGCACCUUACACACUCGUAUAGAACAUUGUAAUGGGAUGUUCAGCUUCUAUGCACAGCCUGACACAGAGGGUUAUCCCUCCAUUGUUGACUUAAUUGAACACUCCAUGAAUGACUCACAAACUAGCAUUUUUUAUUACUCCAGAUCCCGUUCCCCCGGUGCUCCCCAAUUUCCAGUGCGUUUAACAAAACCUGUCUCUCGUUUCACACAAGUGCGAUCAUUACAGUAUUUGUGUCGCUUUGUUAUUCGUCAGUAUACUAGAUAUGAUCAUAUUCAGCAAUUGCCAUUGCCGACAACUCUUAAAGGAUGGAUUGAAGAGAACCAAUAUUAAACAAAAGACAUUGCAUUUUGGAUGUUUUUGUGCAUUUGCAGGUGACACUGAGAAGAAAGAUUGUUUCAUGUUUUCAUCAACCAUCAUCAAUGUUUUUUAAAACAUUUUUCUACUUUGUUGUGAAUUUUUUGUUGAUGCCUUAACACAUUUCUGUCUAUAAAUGUGUGCACACUAUAUUGAUUGGGAAGUUUUGUUGUGAUAGGCCAGAUUGUAUCUAAUGUUUACCCUUUAUUUUGUUAAAAUGUUUCUUUCACCUCAUUUUUAUAUAUGUAAUAUUCAUUUUUAAAGCUUAGUGAUAUUACUAUUUGUUUCAAUGUUAAAACCUGUGUUAGAAAUUGACAUAUUUUCAAUACUUCAGUUGUAUUUACAAUAAAAUGUUUAUAACUGGGCAAAUAAAACAUUUUGCCACUUCAGAAUGUUUUUAUCCCCAAAGAUAUACAGACAAAUUAACUUAGUUAAAUUAAAACUAUUUUUGUGAAUACCAAUGUAAGAAUGCUGACAUUUAAUUUGCUAAAUGUAAAAGUGGUAAGAUUAUUAAAGGUUGUUUUUUUUGUUUUAGUCCUUCAAAUGAAACAAUCUAUUAGAUUUUAGAAGUAAUUGCCUGCGGGUUUGUUGGUUGAUAAAAGGUUUUAUUUAAUUUAUUGUACAAUUAUACUAGUUUGACUUUUCUGAAAAUAACUAUUAGAUUUGCCUUAACAAUUCACUUUCAAAACAAGAAUUUUAAAACUAAGAGAUAGUAUUUUGAAAUUCAUAGCUAAUAUCAUUUGCAAAGCAGCAGUAACUAAAAUUGAAUAAUCAUACUACUAAAACAUUAACAACAACAUUAAAAAUAUAAACAAAGCAAUUGAUUUUAAACUGUUUGUUCAUGCUUAUUUUAAUUUAUAUAGCAUCCUCCUCUAGUGUGUCCUAUGUAAAAAAAAAUAAAAAAUGAAGACAAUUAUAAACUAAAAUAAGCAAAGCAAAGGAAACUUUCCCCUUAAAAUUGUGGUUUUAAAACUUGCUGCUUAUUAAGCAAUUACAAACAUAGAGAAAAGUAGGAUGGGCAACUCAAAAAUCACAGUGCCUUGGUGACUUUAUUUUAUUAUUAUUUUUUUGUAUGUACCGGUAAGUAAAGUGUCUUUUCUGAUCGUGAUACAUAAAUCAUUUCUCAUUAUUCACACACAGACAUUUUAUUUUUUUUUUUAAAUGAGGGGAGCUAGAAUCUGUAUCCUAGAUUUUAACAAAAAAUGGUUUCAGUAGUUUCACAGCAUCUUCUGUUGCCAACUCUAAUCAUUUCCUUUUUUAAAAAUAGUAAUGUAGGUUUUUUUUUGUUUUUUUUCCAAACAUUUUGAAACUAAUGACAGACUCAAAACAAAAGUAAAAUGACACUAUUUUGACAUUGACUAGGCUGUAUGAUGACAGACUUUGUAUUUAUUGUUUGUUACUAAUGACUGACUAAUAUAGUAACUUGAGAAUGCAUAUAUACAUGGCAGUAAUUUUUUGUUUAGAUGUGCUUUUGCUCAAUAGUGUAGCAAUGUAAUAAGUAAGAAGAUGUCCAAAGAAUUAUGCACUUCAUUGGUUUACCUUCAGUCUGAUUGAUUUGAAAACUAAUAUUUUACAAAUGCUCUUUCAAGUAUAAAUGAAUCAUUGUUUUUUGUUGUUGUUGAUUGCUUGUGGUUAAUACAUUUCAUUUGUAUAUCUUUAAGAAUAUGUCUUUAGUAAAUAUUUAAUGAUUAUUGAGGAAUGCUAAGCCAUACUACACAUUGAUUAAAAAAUAUAUUUUUGGGUCAACUGUUUUUUUCCCAAACAACAAUAGAAACAAAUAUUACUUGUUAUUGCUAUUGUAAUGUUGUAACUUAGGAUAAACUGACAACGAAAGGGAAUGUGGAUAAAAGGGAAUCCAGUAGGCAAGGGUGUUUAUUGAAUAUGGAGAAUGAUGCACUAAUGAUUCAUGGGACAAAAAACACAGAGGUGAUCAGGUCUUGGGUUUACCUAUGCCACACAAUUCAAAUAUUGCAAAGGCUCACAUGCUUCCACCAUUAUGCACUACUAUCAGGUGCCACCUUAUGCUUCUCGGGUAUUUUUGGUACUAAAAUCACACCAUCAAUAACAGGCAUCUUACUAUUCCUGGGAAACACUUGCACUAAAACACAGCAUCAUUUGAUUCUCUGCAACUACAGAAUGUUUCUUAAUGGCAAUGACUAUGGUUCAUAACACUUACAGUGCUGACUCUUUCUCUAGGUCUGAAAAUUGUCUUUUUAAUUAGGCGCUAUAUACAGGUACUUUUUAACAUUCAUUACCUCAGAAACUGCCUGGACAAAUUUGAUAAAAUUACAUAAUUUUUCUAUAUAAUUUACUGUUAUGUGGUUUGACCUGUGUUAAUAGUUUUUUUUACAUGUUUGCAAAUAUAGGCUUACAUUAGGUCCAUAAUUUUGUUUCAGACAUAAAACACACAAGUCCAGUUCACAAAGCAAAUGAAGUUUCAUCCUAAUAUUAUCAAUGAGGUCUUCAUAUAUAUAUAUACACAUAUUGAAUGUUAUUUAUUCCGUGUACCAUUUAUGUCUGCAUCGCUUGUUAUUCAUUUUAGGACAUGGUUCACUUUAACCAAUAUAGAACAUACAAUCUUUUUUGGCUUGACACAAUCUUAAUCAUUGAUUUGAUUUGAGAAGUGUUGAAUGUUCAUACUAAAACUAUACACAACAUUAUGUACCAUUGUAUAAUUUUUUGAAAAAUAAUUAGAAUAAUUUUUGGAGAAGUUAUAUAUAUAACUUUAAAUUGAUAUAUAUAUAUAUCAUAACAGAUGAGUCAGUUGUGUUGCUUUUUUGUUUCAUCAUAAAACUAUUAUAAGCAUUUUAGUUUUGCAAGGAACUGUUAAGCUAAUGUAUUUUUUACAUAAUUUUAUAUAUUUUGUGAAUUAAAUAUAGUUAUUCUUUAACUUUGUUUAAAGCUAGAAAAAUAUUUAUUGAAAUUAAUUAAAACAGCAUAAAUGUUAGCUUUGUGAAUAAACAUUUAUUUCUUCAUGAAUACUAUUAGGAACCUUCAUGCUGACUCACAGUAGGAUGUCUCUCAAUAGAAUCAUUUAGAAAAGCUGAGCUAUCAUAAAAUCUGUAAGGUGUAAUAUUAAUUGUUUUAGUUAAGCUCCACUUGGGUCAUAUUUAGUAUUUUUAUGCCACUUAAAACAUAAACAGACUUAAAAUAACAAACACCACGAAGUGAUUUCAUCGGAGUGAAAACAAAGGCAAAACUAAUCUAAUCAUGAGCUUAUGUUUCACAUUUAUUGGUGCUAUGCUACAUUUGUUACAUGAAUGAUGUGAUCAAUUGAAUAGAUGUUUUAUUGGUACAUGAAUAAUGUGAUCAAUAGAAUAGAUGUUUUAUUGGUACAUGAAUGAUGUGAUCAAUUGAAUAGAUGUUUUAUUGGUACAUGAAUGAUGUGAUCAAUUUAAUAGAUGUUUUAUUGGUACAUGAAUGAUGUGAUCAAUGGAAUAUAUGUUUUAUUGGUACAUGAAUGAUGUGAUCAAUUUAAUAGAUGUUUUAUUGGUACAUGAAUGAUGUGAUCAAUUUAAUAGAUGUUUUAUUGGUACAUGAAUGAUGUGAUCAAUGGAAUAUAUGUUUUAUUGGUACAUGAAUGAUGUGAUCAAUUUAAUAGAUGUUUUAUUGGUACAUGAAUGAUGUGAUCAAUUUAAUAGAUGUUUUAUUGGUACAUGAAUGAUGUGAUCAAUGGAAUAGAUGUUUUAUUGGUACAUGAAUGAUGUGAUCAAUGGAAUGGAUGUUUUAUUGGUACAUGAAUGAUGUGAUCAAUGGAAUAGAUGUUUUAUUGGUACAUGAAUGAUAUGAUCAAUUGAAUAGAUGUUUUAUUUGUACAUGAAUGAUGUGAUCAAUUGAAUAGAUGUUUUAUUGGUACAUGAAUGAUGUGAUCAAUUGAAUAGAUAUUUUAUUGGUACAUGAAUGAUGGAAUAAAUGUUUCAUUCUGUGCUCCAAAGUUGAGUGACAUUGUUCAUGUUGAGAACUUUAAUUGUAUUUAUGCAUGAAUCAAUUACAAAAUUGAGUGCCUGCGAUUUUGUAUGAGUUUAUUUCUUUAAAUAACUUUAAUUUUCAAUUUUCUUAAUUUACAAGUAUGAACAAAAAAAAAAUACUGUGUUGUAAACUAACAGAAUGUUGGUUCUAAUUAUUAGCAUUCUUUAAUUACUGUCAUUGGUGGCUUUUAAGCAUUCUUGAAUUGUAAAGUAGAAUAUCCUUACUUAAAAAUACAUUAUAGAUCUAAUAUUUAUUAGAAAUAAAGAGGGUUGACAGCAACUACUUUAUUUUUGCAAAUGUUAAAUGACUCAAGUCUUUUUGUUGUUGUUUUUUUUAUUUUCGUCACCAACUUUUGCCAUGACCUAUCAUAAUGUAAUAUUACAUUGCUUUUACUUAAUUACUCAACUGGCUUUUUUUUUUCACCAUUUUAAAGUAAGUGAAAUUGUUUCUUGAAAAUGCAACUUUGUCAGAUUUUUCUUUCUUGGAACUGCGACGUUCUCUGUGCAUGAUCAUGCUUUAGCUUCAUUUGAUUUGAGUUCCAACUAAGCCUUAAAAGUGUCCCCUUCACAUUACGUUUUAUCCCCUCAAGUAGAAACCAUUUUAUUGAGUAAUGAGUCCAAUUUAAAACAUUGUAACACAAAAAAAAUAUUUUUUUAAUUUAAAUUAGUUUCCCUACUGUCAGAAACAAGAUUCAGCAUACUAUUAUCUGAUCUAUGAAUGUUAUAUCUAUGGGCAUGUUUAUGCAAACUAAUUUGGUGUAUAUAGAUUCUUUUGUUUCUUCCUAUUCUGCCUUAAAUAUCUUUACCUUUUCUUUCUCAGAAGAAACCUAGCUGCCUUUUUUUUUUUUAAAGAUAUGUUUGCGGUUUGUUAUUAUAGCUACCUUAGAGUCAUAUCAAUGGUAUGGUCAAAGUGAAAGUAGUUCUCCUCUGUUAACCUACUCCUGUGUUGAGAGUUGAUUGUAAUUUUAUUUAUUUGUUGUAUUGUUUACAUUGUUUUAAAAUGAACUAGCUCAUUAAGCACAUUGAGAUGAUGUUGACUCAACUCUUGUACAAGUCUUUAACAUGGUUUAUAAAAGUUAUGAGCAACAAAAAAUGUUUUAACUAUUAAUAAAUGUACAUUGUUUUUCUUUUUUCUUCACCGGUUCAUUGUCAACUUGAUGCCUUGAUACAUUGUCUACACUAUUAACAAUUGCAUAAAACUCACUAAGGGUGGGGGAUAUGCUUUAUUUUUUUAUUAAAAAAAAAGUAAUUGUUCCCUCCAUAAUACAACUGAUUGUGAUGUUUUAUAAAACUUUUUUUUUAUUUUUGACAUGUUUUCUGAGUUUAAUUGUUAUGACUGAGACCUGUGCUCUUGUUUGAAGAUUGUCCUUCACCUUGUACAGCUGCUGCCUUGAAUGUUCAUUGGAGUUGUUUUUGCAAUGAGAGAUUUUUUUUUUUUAUUAAAUUUUGUACAGAGUGGUGUGUUCUAUUUUGUCCUUUAAAUUGACAUUGUUUUUGCAUUGUGUGGUUGAAUAAUAUGACUUGAAACAUGUCACAAAGAUAUCAAAUACAGUUUUUGUUUUCGUAUGGUAUUUUAUUUCAGAAAUAUCUCAUAAUAAAUCCUUUGUGUUUUGGAGAAACUUUUCACUUUUUAAAUUGAUGUUUAGCAUUUAGAUAUGUGACAGAUAAUUAAGUGGGGUGUUUCAGAGUGGCAUAAUGCUGUCUUAACAUCCCAUGAUUAUUUUUGAAAUGAGUUUGUAAGAGAUGUUUGAGUUGUUAACAUAUUUCAUAAUUUAUAUUACACUCUUUUGUGUUUAGCCUUCA
Molecule: messenger RNA, 7293 nt
Organism: Biomphalaria glabrata
Lineage: Eukaryota; Metazoa; Mollusca; Gastropoda; Planorbidae
Exons: 1
Coding region: 131-1498 (455 amino acids)
Biological process (GO): phosphatidylinositol phosphate biosynthetic process; intracellular signal transduction
Cellular component (GO): phosphatidylinositol 3-kinase complex
Molecular function (GO): 1-phosphatidylinositol-3-kinase regulator activity
Source: RefSeq, a predicted model, not a curated record